GGGGGUCUUUCCUUCGUGUCACACCGGGCGGCUCCCGCUGCCUCGGCGUUUCUCGUUUGCACCUUCCCCCGCUGUCCAGUUUUCUCCCUCCUUGUGUGGAGGGACCUCUGAGGCUGUUCCUUUUCCCCUGCCGCGUGUGUGUCCGGGUGGCGUUGUACCAAAUGCCCCAAACAGCCCUAAAAACCUUGCGGUUCAAGUGGUUGGCUUUUUCCGAGGUGUGUCUGUGAGAUGGAAAAGGGGACUUGGCUUGCUGCAAGUGCACCAGGUGUUCCAGACUACUUAUUCCCGAUGUUCCCACUCGUUAAAAUCCCUUCUAAUGAACGUUCUAUUUUUCUAAAAGUGAGAUGAUGCUCAGUCUGGUCUCUGAAUGAGGGGGGAAAGGAGUGGUUUUAUAACUCCCUUUGUUACCAGGAAGGCCCGUCUUUGUCUCCAAACUUGGUUUUCAUUUAUUCUCUUUUCCUUGGUAGUCCCAAAUGGUUGUGAGAUUUUUGCUAUCUGUUCUAGAAAUAAAAAUACAGCAGUUUACUUUCACUUGGAGGACUGUUUCUGUAAAGAAUAUUAAACUCCCGAGUAUCCAGUUCUUCUACAGAUACAAGGUACCCACAUAAGACUUGGACACUUGUGAGGUAAACACAUACUGGGGUUUGUGUAGAAACAAGUAAAAACCCUGCUCAAAUAAUGUACAAAUACUCUCUUUUUUUUCAUAUAAUGAGUGAAAUAAGCUCAGAUGCAACCAGGAGGAUGGUGGAAAAAGGAGUUGUAUAGACCAGAGGCAUCUUUUUCCUCAUUCAGUUCUUGACCCUCCCCAUCAGGAUAUUUAAUCUCAUUUAACUGCAGUGGAAACUUGUUGCUGCUUAACAAGAGCUAAUUAUUAUAGCUGCAUAAUUUCCUGCUUCUGUUUCUCUCCCCUGCAACUAAUUUGGUUCUCUUAAUCCUAUAAAAAGCAAAUGAGAUGCUCUUGGAGCAGCCUGCCAUUCCCUCAUACUUCUGUGAAGUUUCUCUGGUCUGCUUGGAAUUGUGGGGCUCCUCCUUGAUUAACAGUUAUUUCAGAAAGAGACAUUGAGGCAGAAGCAAAUCUUUUAUUUUGGCAUUGCACAUAUAUAUAUAUCAAAAGCAGAGCACAGUGAAAUGAAAUUAUUUUUAUAUUUUUCCCCAAAAAAUUAAACUAUCAUGUUUUUCUGUUGUCAUGUGCUAUUGAAAUGCUGCCAACAGUCUGCUCAGACUUUCUUCUCUCCAGAAAAAGGAAAAUACAUGGGUUUGGAUUUAUUAUUCUACUUCCCAUUCUUAUGAAACAAUCACUUUUUUAAAAAAAUUAAGUAGCAGAAAUCACGCAGACUCACACAUUCUGAGCCACUUGGGAGAUUUUUUUAAACUUUUUAUUUGGAAAUGUAUGUGCCAGCUAGGAAAGUAUAAGGCUUCUGUAUUAUUCUGUUGCCUAUUUUAAUUAUUUCUUUUGCUGUGUUCUUUCUGACCUGUCUUCUCCUAUUUAGUCUGUCUUAUUGUAACACAGUUUGUGUUUUUUGUUAAACUUAGUUGGACUUCUGUACCUAGUUUUGUCCUUAUCCCCCUAUUUCACUCCCUAUCCUGUAAAUCUGUUAUUCAGAAGCGUGGCUGAAGCUGCAGAGAAGUAAUUUAAAGCAGUUAUUAGAAGUUUGUACAAUUAAUGGUUUUUUGCUUGGCCAGCUUUGGUAUGAUAGAACUCUAUAAAAGUAAAAAAAUGAUGACAUUUGUCAGGUAAUCCCUGCUGACACAGUAGACCAGAAUUUUGCUUCUGUCUUUCUUCUGCUCAUUUUAAUAAGGUGACAGGAUCUUGUCGAGUCAUUGAUUUUUGUUCUGUUGCUUAUUCCAGAGACCUGUAUUACCCCUGAGGCUGUUUUCCCACUACUGUAUUUGUAAUAUGCAAGCUUCCCUUUAUUCUCUGUGUCUGGAAUUACCCUCUUCUGUAAUUUACAGUUUGCUUUUUAAAUUAGGCUUGUCUCAUUACGCAUUUGAAUAUCUCCAUAUUGACCAUAUCAGGUUCUUUGCUGUUGCUUUCCUGGCAGCACCUGUCUUUAUUUCAGCUCUCUGGUUCUUGUUGGGUUUUGUUGUGUGGGCUUUUCCUUCCCCCAUAGCUGAAACUCCCAAUCCAGGCACAUCCAGCUUAGGCAGUGGGCAGUGGGGUGGGGUUUGGGUUUUUCCCCCUCAUUUUUGCCUUGCAGAGUGCCAGGAUGAGAAGGAGAACAUGCUGCUGAAUACAGAGCACCUGGUGGUGGAUGCUGAUGCUGGUGACCAUGGUGCAGGGAGCAGUGUGCUACCUGCAUUCCCAGGCACAGUCAGACAAGAAAUAGUUGAGGAUAACUUGGGAAUGGAAGACAGGAAUAGCUCUCUAAAGAAGGUGGAAGAAGAUGGGGGAUGCAGCACCCUGCAGGCAACUGGGUCGUCUUCCAAAGGCUCUGUUGUCCUUGAUGGCCAGCAUGACUUUGCCUCGUCGUGUGAGCAACCAUUGGAUUUCUGCGGUGGCACAAAGGUUGGAUUAGCACAGGAGCCCACAGACCUGUCAGGGUCACAAGAGCCUGCUGGGACUGAAAAGGAGGCAAAGAAGGAAAAAAGUACCCAAGCAUCCAGUGGGGUGGCUGGAGCUGCCUGCAGGCAGGAGGAGAACAGCCUGGCCCCUCACUCAUCCAAAGGUGCUCCAGCCAGCACUGCAGCUCAGAAUUUCUACAAGGGCUCUUCAGUCUUGGAGUCCAGAGGCAGCUGUGAUGUGGCCAAGGGAAAAAAAUCCUUACCUGUCAAGAAGAAACCUCGCACCUUCUAUAGUGCAGAGCAGCUAGAAGAGUUGGAGAAGAUGUUCCAGGAAGACCACUAUCCUGACAAUGAGAAGAGGAGAGAGAUUGCAGCUGUGGUUGGUGUGACACCACGGCGUAUCCUGGUCUGGUUUCAGAAUCGCAGGGCAAAGUGGCGGAAAUUGCAGAAGUUGAGUAUAAAAGGCAGCAGAAAAUACCCAGUAUCAUCAGCUCUGUCUGUCCCCUUUGGAUCAGAGGGCUAUGGGGCACCUCCUCUGACUGUGCCUCCAUUGCCUGACACUGCUGGAGACCAGCCUGGUGUGCUGGGAGGAGACCCUGGAGCUGGGAACUCCUCCAGCCUGCUCAGCACACACCCUCCAUCACCCACCUCUGCCUCAGCCUCCUCGGUGGCAGGAAUAGUGACGCCCUGUGAAGCGCAAGCUCAGAGCAAGGCGCUGCCGCAGCUGCUCUUCAAUCCCAGCGGUGUGGAGUGCUUUCCUAAUCUUCCCAGCCCUCCUCCCAUCCGCAGGGCCAGCCUGUCGCUCAGCCUGGCCUUCGACCCCCACAGCCACAUGGUUCCCCUGAUGCUGGACGCGCCCAACAGUGAAUGCAACUUGGCCAGUCAGGAAAAUGGCUCCAAGGAAGCCUUCUCUUACAGCGUCCAGAAUCAAGGCUUCAGUUCACCAAUUUCCUGCCCUUAUCCGGAGCAGCUGGAGCCUACAGACAACCUGGAGGCCACCUACUGUCAGUACAGCAGCCAGGGGGACAUCUAUCAGCUCUCCCAGUUGUGUCACCAAGGUCACCUGGCCAGCAGUAUGCUCUCCAGUGACCACUUUCCUCCUCCAACACCCCUGGAGUCCCAUCCAGCUUUCCCUGACUUACCUGGCAACAGUGGAGCCAUAACCUAUGGAGGCACACAAGGCUAUGUACAAAACCACACGGGGGGAGUCAUGCCACAGCAGCCAAGUGACAAUUCAGCAGAUAUCCCUGCCUAUCCAGCUGUGCCCUGGAGUGAUUUCUACAUGCAGGGAGCUCCUUUCUCCAAUCAGUUGCAUUCCCAAAUGCCUUUUUCUAGCAUGGCAGAAGGGCAAUACUUCACAGAGCCAUAUCUCCUUCAAGUGCCCAAUGGAACAGUACUGGAAUCCAUGCCAGAGACUGGAAGACAAAAGGGAGUGACACCACCAGAGCAAAGUUCCUACCAGAGCUACCAAACAGAGCCAGAGUUGGCAGCACUCGCUGAAAAAGAGGACUUAGAGAGCAGCAGCAAGAAAGGAGAGACUAUUGUUGAAACUAAAGAAGAAACUAAUGACUGAAGCUGCAUUCUGAGGAAAAAAGGAAGAGGAAAACUUGCUAUUUUAAACUCUGCAAAACAAGAGUUAAAAAGAGACAAGGAUAAUAUUGUUUGCAACAGAUGCACUUUUUUUUAUUUCUUUUUUUGGUUGCAUUUUUUUUCUUGUUGCCAUGAUUAUUUUCUUGCUGAAGAAAGAAGCAGGGAUAUUGCACUCAAUAAAAGUUCCUGCCCCAUCUUUUUUUUUUUUUUUUUUUUUUUUUUUUUUGCAAAUCUCCUGGCUUUAUCCUUCUUAACAAAUCCUAGUCUUGACCAGCCCUCAGACAGGAAAGAGCUGAUACAGGAGCCAGAGUCCCAUGGGUGAAAAUUCCAGAUCAUGCAAGUGUCAAAAGGUCUGGCUGCUGUCCUGGAAUACACAGGAAGAUAAACCAGAAGGAAUGACAUAUAUGCAAAACAGGAGGAGAAACUCCAGCAACUGGGGCUCCAGACAGCAGAAAAGUGUUGUUGGAAGUCCACCGCCGAUUUGGUACUAGCUUUGAACUACUUCUAAAAAAUUAUUUUUGUUGUAAAACUGUAACAAUAAACAGCAGCAGGACUGUAACUAUAAAUGCUGGCAGUGUAACCAGAUCCCUGUCUAUUAUUAAUUGCUUUAAUAUCCCAUUUGAAUUUUUCUGUUUGAACUGGGCUUGAUCGUCUUGGCUUCUGCUUUGCCUGGGAAACAUUUCAUCUAUUUGUCUAAAAUCAGUGGUAAGCAGCAGAGGACUCCAGUGAAGAGAUUGUUCAUUCUGAGAGCUGCAGUCCCCAGGAAUCGUGCUUCCCAGAGGAGCUGUAACCACCUGGAUGUGUAGGAUGUGUAAUACGAGUGGCUAAAAUGGAUGUCAGACUGUUCUUGUGAGGAAGGACCAUCAUGUUGUAGGAAGAGGGCCAUGCAUUUCCUUUGUUACUUGCUGUGUUUAACCCUGAGUCUUUCACUGGCUUCUAGACACAGACAAUGCCCAAAUAGUUUUUAUAUUUACUGUGAUGAGGGUGUCCCUUUUGUACCUUGUGCAAUAAGACCUGGUACUGCCUAUUGUUUCAGUCUGGCCAUAGAGCGUCUGGCAGGAACUGGAUGUUGCAGCUCCUCUCCUUUUUCUUCCUCCUGUAGAACAGGUUUAUGUCUGGCAGUGGCUGAACACUACUGAAAGACUAAGCAGUAUAGACAGGGACAGAUUUUGAGUCUACAGCUUUGUGUGGCUAUUCCAGAAUUUCCAUUUUCUACAGCAAAAGUUAGUUCUUACCUGUAAUAAGCUGAGAAUGGUUGGGAAUGUUCAUUAGUUCACAC
This is a messenger RNA of Passer domesticus (house sparrow), 5371 nucleotides long. RefSeq names its product NOBOX oogenesis homeobox (gene NOBOX). The record is from RefSeq and is a predicted model, not a curated record. Gene Ontology annotation, molecular function: RNA polymerase II cis-regulatory region sequence-specific DNA binding; DNA-binding transcription factor activity, RNA polymerase II-specific. NCBI's taxonomy places the organism in Eukaryota, Metazoa, Chordata, Aves, Passeriformes, Passeridae. Gene Ontology annotation, biological process: regulation of transcription by RNA polymerase II. The transcript is spliced from 8 exons. The coding region runs from base 1898 to 4075 and encodes 725 amino acids.